AACUGGAGAAUCAAGAAUCCAGAAUUUCAGAGAUCCAUAGCUUAGUGCACAGACUUCCAGAGAAAAAUAGACAGAUGCUCCAAUUACUCAUGAAUCACUUGGCAAAUGUUGCUGAAAACCACAAACAGAAUCUUAUGACUGUCGCCAACCUCGGAGUUGUUUUUGGACCAACGUUAAUGCGACCACAAGAAGAAACCGUUGCUGCAAUUAUGGACAUCAAGUUUCAAAAUAUUGUAGUUGAGAUUUUAAUAGAAAACCACGAAAAGAUAUUUAACACGGUGCCUGAUACUCUACAGUCAAAUUCCCAGUUGCUCUUAUCUCGAAAAAAAAGUACAGAUUCAAAGCCACCAUCUUGCAGUGAAAGGCCCUUAACACUUUUCCAUACACUGCAACACAAUGAAAAGCAGGAAAACAGAAACAGUAUAAUUAACUCCAGCCUAGAAUCGGUCAUAUCAUCAUCAAACGCCAACAGUUUGCUCCAGUCCAGUAAUGCUGUUCAGCCUAACAAGAACUCAACUGAAUCUAAUGCAGAAGUUAUCAAACCCAACCGGCCAAAUUCACUCCCUCAGAAUCCAAGUCCAACGUCACCCCUUUCACCGUCCUGGCCCAUGUUCUCCGCACCAUCCAGCCCUUUGCCCACCUCCUCCACGUCCAGCGAUUCAUCCCCCAUCAGUUCUCCAUUCCGCAAAGCUAGAGCCUUGUAUGCUUGUAAAGCAGAACAUCACUCAGAGCUGUCCUUCACUGCAGGGACCGUAUUUGAUAAUGUUCAUCCAUCUCAAGAACCUGGCUGGUUGGAAGGAACCUUGAAUGGGAAAAUAGGAUUGAUUCCCGAGAACUAUGUGGAGUUCUUAUAACUGGACAUGUUCAUAAACAACCCUGCUGAGCUUUACAUGGUAUCCAUGACAACCGAUUAAGAGUAUUGUAGAUCAUUUGCUGUUUACAACUGUGAAAAGCAAGGUGAAGGACUCUGAUACCUGUUCAGAAGAAUGUUCAUGUAAAUUUUUAAAAAAAGUAUGUUUCUCUUUAUAUAAUGUGUUGUUUGCACAAAUAUGCAGCCGACAAAAGCUGGAGAAGAAAACUAGUGAGGAUGAAGGGUUUCACUGGGAAGUGUUCUGCUGUGAGAAGUGUUAAUGCCACAUUUCGAAUUAUGUUUUGUCCUAGACAAGAUAUUAAUAGGAUAUGUGUAAAUGUAGUAGCUUAAAUUGAGCAUGAUUACUGGAGACAAUUUAACUGGAAUUCUA
Molecule: messenger RNA, 1241 nt
Organism: Thamnophis sirtalis
Lineage: Eukaryota; Metazoa; Chordata; Lepidosauria; Squamata; Natricidae
Source: RefSeq, a predicted model, not a curated record